Molecule: messenger RNA, 2154 nt
Organism: Blumeria graminis f. sp. triticale
Lineage: Eukaryota; Fungi; Ascomycota; Leotiomycetes; Helotiales; Erysiphaceae
Source: the annotation of a GenBank genome assembly
AUGUCCUUUCCGCCAGAGCUUCGAGUUCUGUGCAAUCAGCUAUCCUCGACUCAUGCAGCUAAUCUUCCAAGUCUUAUUCCAACACUUUCAGAAUAUAUAGCACGUUGCCAGGAUCCUCUAUCAUGUUUUACCUCCAAGUCACAUACAAAAAACACCUCUGUGCUUGUUCACAAGUUAAAAACUCAGAUAACAGCUCUCCUCCAAGGAAAAGAUCCUGGAGAGAAGUUAACUGCUAUUGUACUUAUCAAAGCCGUUGUUGAAGUCGGGGGCACAGAGGUUCUAAGUUCAUGCGAACCAUGGGUUAAGGGUUUACUAGCACUAAUCACAAAACACGACUGUAUAGUGUUAAAAGAAAUGUGUAUAGCAACACUCACUAAAAUUUAUAUCCUUACCCACCAAAGUCCAUCUAUUGUGCGUGAAUUAACUACGCCUACACUACCAGCAUAUGUGAGCUCGUGCCUAGAGGUUAUAACUUCUUGGUCUAUAGAAAAUACGCAAGAAGUUCCCAUAUCAUUACAGGAAUCAGUGAUCCACUCCUUUGCCUUGCUUGUUCCCCAUCACAACAGUCUAUUUAGACCAUUUGCCACGCAAAUACGCACAUCUCUGAAUAGGCUUUUGACACCAUCGAUGUUAGAUAUCCCUCCCAUACCAAGCUCACUUAAAGAAGGCGCUCAACGGCUUUACAUUCGACUCUACCAGACUGCACCUAAAGACAAUGGCAGGGAAGAGUGGAAUAAUGGUAUACGAAAGCUAAUAAAAAAUAUACACGUGACUUCUGAUCAAGUUUUUCGUACUGUUAUCGAAGAAUGGGAAUCCAAUUCUGGCUAUAUUAUAGGAAAUAUUAAUCCGAACGAGAACCUGAAGGGAGGUGACGAAACUGUCGAUUACCUGAAUAGCUGGACCGGCAUUGAAGCCGGUUCUGAUCGACUGAUAGGAAUGAUACAACUUCUAACUCAGUUUUUCCUAACUGAAACUUCUUGGUCUGUCGCAACACCAAUAGGAGCUAUUAUGGAUUUAGUUAAUCGAAUUAUAUCGAUCAAGAUACCAACUAAUACUUCUACAAGCUCAAACACGCAAAAAAACGAAGCUAUUCGCCUAAAUCCCAACUUCGAAAAGGAAGAACAGGAAAUUUUAUGGACCCGCAUGCCUUACAUAUACACAUCUACGAUACAGCUUCUCGACGCGAUUGCAAAUAGACUUCAGGAACACUUUACGUCUAUCGCUUUUGAAUGCUUUGAUCGAGUAGCAUGGAUAUUCCCUUACGGCAAGGAUAACUCCGAGUUCAGAUUAGCUAGCUUCAAAUUUAUAAGCCGAAUUCUAAAAAUAGUUGGAAAAGAGUUUACCGAUGCUCAAAUGAGUAAAGCCCCAAUCAUUAUCAACUCGUGCUGUCAAGAGCUUCUCAAAAAUGAAGUAAUACCAACAAGUUUUGAUCAAACUGGAGUCGAACCUUUAGCUCGCGACGUCAAAUAUCUUGACUGUAAAAAUUCUUUGCUACGUUUAUCAAACUUUACCGCUCAGCUAGAUAUCAAGGAACCAGAUGUUGCUAAAGCAGCCUCUAAACUUUUGCCGCUUUUAAUAUCGAAUUUACCUCAAAACCUUUUACACAUAUCACAACGCGUAAGUUUAGAGAGAACGGCCAUCCUAGCAAAAAAUAAAGAUACAUUGUUAGCUUCUAUACUCUAUCCGUUCAUAGGAAAGUGUAGUAAACCGAUGGCUAGUAUAAUACCACACCUCUCUCGGGAGUUUCCGUCAGAAUACGUUACGGAGAUUCUUUUACGCCCACGGAUGCCUCUUCUCUUAGAAACAGAGAGGUCUUCCGGCGAAAAUUUAGAAAUUGAUUCUGAGGAAGAAGUAAUGGAGUUUGAACGCGAGAUUUCAGAAAUUCGUAACACUGAGACGUUUAAUACGUUAUCUUACUCACCAAGAGUUAGCUCUAUGGCAAAAGAUGAACAGCAGGAUAAAUUUGAUGACAUGAAAUUUGAAGCUCCAACUCCCACUGCUCCUCUACUUAAUAAAGCCAUGACAGGCACUCCGACAGACGAAAGAAAAAAUACUAAAACCCACAUUGAUUCUACCAUGUGUGUAGACUCCGAUAGCAGUGACAAUGAAAGUGUACACCUCUGUAUGCAAAUAGAUACGGAUUCAGAUGCAUGA